GAUUCUGCCGCCUUUUUGUUUUGUUUUGCCUGAAAAUAAAUUUGUUUUGUUUUAUGUUAACAAUAAAAAUAAUUUCUAACGAAGUACAUUUCAAUCAAUCAGAAAAAUUAAACUUGUUCAAUUUCAAUGGUAUAAAAUUCAUUAGAUAUUAUGGAUGACAGCCGGUACAAUACAGGUCUUACUGGUAAUCAAGGAUCUCUAAUUAACCAUAAAGCAGGCAGAUUUAUAUGUCGUAUCUGCAAUAAGCGAUUUACAAAACCAUCUCUUCUACGCCGCCAUGAAGUUGUGCAUUUGCCAGAUAAACCCUUUGAGUGCUCGGAAUGUCACAAGCGCUUUUCACAAACUUCCUCAAUGCGACGGCACUAUUUAGAGAAACACGAUUUAAAUUUAAAGCGAUUCCAAUGCAAUAAAUGUCCACUCAGAAGUCAAACUUUUUUCAAAACAGCUUUGCUCAAAAAAGUAAUUUACGUUUACAUGCUGAAAAGGUGCAUCCGUCAAAAACAUUAGAACAUGCAGAAAGCUACGCUUGCGACCGUUGUCCAUCUGUGUAUGGGAACAAACAAAAACUUAGCAGACACAUAAAUUUGGUGCACAAGGAUGGCAACAAAUCUCAAAUUGCUUUUGAUAAACUAGAAGAAGAAGAUGAUUUGGCAUUAACUCAAAGCGUUUUGGAACAGUUGAAAACAUUUCAAAUGGAAAUGAAUUCCUUAGAAAUGCCAGUUUUGGAAGUUGAAGAGAAUUUAGAUACUACAAACACAAAUGUUUUACACAACCACAAAGAUUUUAGUAAAGUGCCAACACAGCAACAAGAAGACAAACGUACAAUCGAUGAGGUGCAACUUAAAGAUCAUUUAAAUGCACAUGGCAUUGAAUGCUACCUGAGUGUGCAGCGCACUGUAAGGAAAGAUGGAUAUGCUGUAUAUAUAUGUGAAUUUUGCGCUAAAGAAUUUCGAAAACCAUACGAUUACAUAAGACACCGACGCGUGCAUACAAGCGAGCGGCCCUACAACUGUGGAUUGUGUGAGCGUGCAUUCAGCACCAAAUCGAAACUGCAGGAGCAUAUAAAGAUACAUCGUUUAGAUGAGCAGCAAGGCAUACUGGCAAAAUAUUAUCCCUGCGCAGUUUGUAGUAAAGGAUUUAGUUCACUGCGAUUGCUGGACAAACAUAUGAGCAACCACGAGCAAAUUUGUCAAGUCGCAUAUAAAUGCAAAAUAUGCGAAGAAAUGUUCAAAUGCAGCAUCGCACUUACUUACCACAAACAUAAACAAGUUGAUGCGGACUCUGAAUUUUUGCAACAACUAUUACCGACACCUAAAAUCUGUACAAAUGCUAAUAACACUGUAAGCAGCUGCGAAAUACCAACUUCUUCUGCUGCAGAUUGCAUAACAGCAACAGCAAAUGUUUUGCAACACGUACGACGUACGCGUACACGAUGUACGGUAUCUAAAUGGAAAUGCAUUACAUGCGAAAGACAUUUUUCAAAUUCCUCCAUACUAAGUAAUCACCGCCGCAUAUAUCAUGGCAUUUAUAACCGUAAACGACGCAUUUCCGCUUUGGCUGUUCUUCGUUGCUUCAAAUGCACCUAUUGCGCGCGUGACUUUGAAACUAAAGCGCGUUGUAAAGCACACAUGUUGACACACUUGAAACGUUUACAAAACACAGAAAAAUCCAAUCAGUCACCGAAUGAAAGAAAUAUAGUUAAUGCCUUAGUGUUUGUAUCGAGCGCAACAAAUCCUGCCUCCGUUAAAAUUGUGGAAUUUAAAGUAAUAACAAAAAGUCGUGCAACAAAGGUGAAACAUAUAAUUGAAAAGCACGCGAAAAAUUUACCGCUACUUCAUAAAUGUCAUAUUUGUGCGUGUCAAUUCCGUAAACAAUGCGAUUUAAAACGUCAUUUAGUUGUGCAUACAGGUGAGCGUUUACAGAAAUGUACCAAAUGUAAUAAAAGCUUUAGUUUGAGUAGUACAUUGAAGCAGCAUAUGCUAACACACAACGCAGAGCGUGCAAAACACAUUUGUAUCGUUUGUGCGAAAACUUAUUUAACUAAGAAGGCGCUCAAUGUGCAUUUGCGGCUGCAUACCGGUGUGCAGCCGUUUCAAUGUGAACACUGUGAGCUCGAAUUCCGCACUUCUGGCCAGAGAAUCGCACAUUUAAAAGUGAAACAUGGUAUACAGAAAUUGAAACCGACCAAUAAAAAAUAAAGCGUACUAUAGUUCAUUGUAUGCAUAUUAUUUUGAUUUCACUGCUGUAUAAUAUAAUGCAAUAUAUCAAACUCAAAUAAUUUCAUUGUUAUAUGGAAAAUUAAUUUUUUUUACAAGUCUUACAAUAGUCUAUACUUUUAACGCUAAAGUAUCUAUUAAAGUAGCUAAAACAUUCUGUUGCACAAAUAUUUUAGGUUAAAUAUCAAAA
Bactrocera oleae (olive fruit fly) is the source of this 2406-nucleotide messenger RNA. RefSeq names its product zinc finger protein ZFP2. Gene Ontology annotation, molecular function: RNA polymerase II cis-regulatory region sequence-specific DNA binding; DNA-binding transcription factor activity, RNA polymerase II-specific. The record is from RefSeq and is a predicted model, not a curated record. Gene Ontology annotation, biological process: regulation of transcription by RNA polymerase II. Lineage: Eukaryota; Metazoa; Arthropoda; Insecta; Diptera; Tephritidae. Gene Ontology annotation, cellular component: nucleus.